Molecule: messenger RNA, 5354 nt
Organism: Serinus canaria (Common canary)
Lineage: Eukaryota; Metazoa; Chordata; Aves; Passeriformes; Fringillidae
Gene: L3MBTL2
Product: L3MBTL histone methyl-lysine binding protein 2
Exons: 17
Coding region: 89-2239 (716 amino acids)
Biological process (GO): regulation of DNA-templated transcription
Cellular component (GO): nucleus
Molecular function (GO): zinc ion binding
Source: RefSeq, a predicted model, not a curated record
GCUUUCCGCUGCUCUCGCCAAUCAGACGCACAGCUCACGGGGGACGCUCUCCACGCGCGUGAGGCGGGCUGGCGGCGUCCCGGUAGCGAUGGAGCGGGACCGGGCAGAGCUGGUGUCUGCCUUCUGCCACAAAACUUCAUCUUUGGAGCGGGUGGAGGAAGAAGGUGAUGACGAUGAGGAGAAUGAUGAAUUGGACAUCUUUGGGGGUUACGACACCCUCACGUGCUAUAACAGCAGCAUGGGCAGUGACAGCAGCUCCUGUCUGGAGGAGUCCAGCGAUGAUGAGGUGCCAGAGAGGGAAGCUGGAGAGUUCUCGACCUCUCUGAUGCACCAGCCAUCCACAGGCCGGCUCACAGAAGACAGUGGCUCUGAGCCAGCUGUGUGCGAAAUGUGUGGGAUUGUGGGCACCAGGGAGGCUUUCUUCUCCAAGACCAAACGUUUCUGCAGCGUCUCCUGCUCCAGAAGCUACUCCUCAAAUUCCAAAAAGGCCAGCAUCCUGGCCAGACUGCAGGGGAAACCACCAACAAAGAAAGCUAAAGUUCUGCACAAGGCAUCCUGGUCAGCCAAGAUCGGGGCCUUCCUCCAUUCGCAGGGCACGGGACAGCUGGCAGAUGGGACACUGACAGGUCAGGAUGCACUCGUCCUGGGCUUUGACUGGGGAAAGUACCUACAGGAGCACGGCUACAAGGCAGCUCCUGUCAGUUGCUUCAAACACGUGCCACUCUUUGAUCAGUGGGAUGAUGUGCUGAAAGGUAUGAAGGUGGAAGUGCUGAACAGUGAUGCUGUGCUCCCCAGUCGUGUGUACUGGAUUGCAUCUGUCAUCCAGAUUGUAGGAUACAGGGCCCUUCUGCGAUAUGAGGGCUUUGAGAAUGAUGCUGGUCAUGACUUCUGGUGCAAUUUGGGCACAGUAGAUAUUCACCCCAUUGGCUGGUGUGCCGUUAACAGCAAAAUCCUGGUACCACCACAAACUAUCCACGCCAAGUACACUGACUGGAGAAGUUACCUCAUGAAAAAACUGGUGGGAGCUAGGACCAUCCCAGUGGAUUUCCACAUAAAGAUGGCAGAGAGCAUGAAGUACCCGUUCCGGCAGGGCAUGCGGGUCGAGGUGGUGGAUAAGAACCACGUGUCCCAGACACGUAUGGCAGUGGUGGACACAGUGAUUGGGGGCAGACUGAGACUCCUCUAUGAGGAUGGUGACAGUGAUGAUGACUUCUGGUGCCACAUGUGGAGUCCCCUCAUCCAUCCUGUGGGCUGGUCAUGGAGAGUUGGCCAUGACAUAAAGAGGUCAGAUGAAAAACGUAAUGACAUGGCAAAUCAUCCCACCUUCAGGAAGAUUUACUGCGAUGCUGUGCCCUAUCUGUUUAAGAAGGUACGAGCUGUCUAUUCUGAAGGUGGAUGGUUUGAGCGAGGCAUGAAACUGGAAGCCAUUGACCCCCUGAAUCUGGGCAACAUCUGUGUGGCCACUGUUUGCAAGGUUCUCUUGGAUGGGUAUCUCAUGAUCAGCAUUGAUGGAGCAACAUCUGAUGAUGGUUCUGACUGGUUCUGCUAUCACGCCUCCUCACAUGCCAUCUUCCCUGCCAACUUCUGUAAGAGGAACAACAUCGAGCUGACCCCUCCAAAAGGGCAUGAAGCAAAGACAUUCAGCUGGGAACGUUACCUGGAAGAGACCAAGUCAAGACCUGCUCCAUCACGGCUCUUCAACACAGACUGUCCCAACCAUGGCUUCAAGGCAGGCAUGAAGGUGGAGGCAGUGGACCUGAUGGAACCCCGACUCAUCUGUGUGGCCACGGUGAAGCGUGUAGUCCAACGUCUCCUUAGCAUCCAUUUUGAUGGCUGGGACAACGAGUAUGACCAGUGGGUGGACUGCGAGUCUCCAGACAUUUAUCCUGUGGGGUGGUGUGAGCUGACAGGCUACCAGCUUCAACCACCAGUGGUUCCAGAGCCCACAACUGCAGCGAAGGCCAAGGAGGUGCCCAAGAAGAGGAAGAAACCCUAUGGAAAGAAGAGAAAAAAGUUACCUGCCAAAGCCCGCAGUGUCAAGCAGACUGUCAAGAAGCCUUCUGCUAUGAAUUCAAAACGAGAAGCAAAAGCUGCCAGCCAGGCUUUGCCAGAGCCAGCACCUGAUGAGAUCAUUGCUGUCCAGGUGAAAGAAGAAACCAUUGACCCUUCAGAUGCAGAAUUUGGAGAGACAGAGCUUCCCAUUCCCAUCAGCAGCAUAAAGCAGGAGGACACAGACUGAUCUGGAGCAUUCCACAGCUGCCUGCAGCAGCUUUACCUUGUGGCUCUUCAGGGAAGGUCCUGGCAAAGGGAAACAGAGGACCAAAAGGGCCUUCUUUUUUUAAAGCAGACCACCCUGUGUCAUCGUAACUCUGCUUUCCUGGUGUGCAAGAAAAUUUCCCCCAGACUUGUAAUAUUAAGCCCUAGGAAACAGCAGAAAGACUGCAGGCGUGCCACAGAGCACAACCUGCGUGGCUGCUUGUAGUUGUGCAUGCCUGAUUUUAAAGGCACCUUUUGGAUCAGGAGCUCAAAACAGGGAAAGAGGCUGCCAGAGCACAAAAGGCCAGUUUGGGUUCUUAGCUUUGACUGGAGGUGACAAGUGAUGAGUGCAGGACGUAUCAGGAAAGGAGCUGUAGGACUUUGCUGCCCCUGUAGGACUUUGAUGCUGUGCUCUCUGGUCUAAGUGCUGCGAACCCCAAGAAAAUCAGGACAGGAAGAGUGGAAAGAGGUGAAGAAACAAAAAGAGAUGAUGAUACCUGCUGAAGAAGUGAGACCUUUUUUCAUAGAAUCAUAGAAUGGUUUGGGUAGGAAGAGGACCUUAAAGAUCUGAAGAUCCUCACCUACUUUCAGUACCCCUGCUGUGGGCAGGGACACCUCGCACUAGACCAGGUUGCCCAGAGCCCCAUCUGACCUGGCCUUGAAUACUUCCAGGGAUGAAGAAUCCACAACCUUCCUGGGCAACCAGUGCCUCACCACCCUCACAGUAAAGAAUUUUUUCCUAAUGCAUAAUCUAAAACUACUGUCUUUCACUUUGAACCCAUUCCUCCUCGUGCUGUCACUACAUGCUCUUGUAAAUGGUCUUGUCUCAUCUUGUCUGUAUGCUCCCUUCAGGUAUCAGGAGACUGCAGUUAGAUUACCUUGAAGUCUUCUUUUUUCCAGAGUGAAAAAUCCCAAUUCUAUCAGCAUUUUCUCAUUGGAGAGGUGUUCCAUCCCUUUAAUCAUUUUAGUGGCCUCCUCUGGACUAUGUUCUUUUUUGUGCAGAGGACCUCAGAGCUGGAUGCAGCACUGCAGGUAGGGCUCAUCAGAGCUGAGGGGGAGAACCCCCUCCCUCACUCUGUUGGCCAUGCUGCUUUUGGUGCUUUAACACAUCUCUUGAUGCUUGAUUGGCUUUCUGUGCUGUGAGUGCACACUGCUGGGUCAUGUCCAGCCUCUCAUCCACCUGUAUCCCCAGAUCCCUUGGCAAGACUGUCCUUGAUCCCUUCAUGCCCCAGUUGGUGUUGAUACCAGGGUUUGCCCCAACCCAGGUGCAGCACCUUGCACUGGGUCUUGUUAAGCUUCAUGAGAUUUCCAUGUGCCCACUUUUGAGUCUGUUCAAAUCCCUAUGGCUGGCAUCCCAUCUUUCAGGUGAGUGAAGAGCACCAAUCAGCUUGGUGUUAUCUGCAAGCUUUCUGAGGGUGCACUUGAUCCUUUAGUCUGUGUCAGUAAUGAAGAUAUUAAAAAACACUGGUCAGCAUACAGACCCCUGAGGGACACCACUGGUCACUGAUGCCCACUGGGACUCUCAGCUGUUGACCACUACCCUCUGCAGGCAACCAUCAAAACAAUUCCUAAUCCACCAAACAGUCCACCCAUGGAACCCAUCAAUCCAGUUUGGAAGGAAUAGUUGUGGGGGACUGUGUUAAAAGCUUUACAGAAGUCUGCCUGGCUCAAGAAGCUAUCUUGCGUGCAUUGCAGAGUCUCCUGGAUUGCCUGCAGUUUACCUUGGUACUUUCCCAGUAGCUGUCAAGGUGGUUGAAGUCCCCCAGUAGGUUUGGAGUGUGUGAGCACGGUGACUCCUGUAACUGGGGCAGGAAGGCUUUGUCAAUAGGCUCCCCUUGGUCAGGCAGCUGUAGCAGACCCUGGCUGCAUCGUUCCUUUUGUUGCCUCAGUGUCUGAUUUUUACCCACAGUCUUUCAGCUUCUCCAUGGCUGUUCUUCAGAGACAGCUCUUCACACUCAGUGCGCCUCUUGACAUAGAGGGCAACCCCUCCACCUCUCCCUCCUUUCUGUCUCUUCUGAACAGCUCAUAGCCAUUGAUAGUCACAUUCCAGUCACACAAUUUGUCCCACCAAGUUUCAGUAACAGCAACAAGGUCAUAACUGUCCAGCAGCAUGGUGGCAUCCAGCCCCUCCUUUGGUUUGUUGCCCAUUCUGUGUGCUUUGGUGUAAAAGCUCCUUGGCCAGGCUGUUGGCUGCAUCACCUUCCCAGAGGAACACCCUUCAAUUCCUUUGAGAUAUUUCCCUGCUGGUAUCCCUGUUGGCUUCUGUUACCUCAGGAGUCCCUGGGUCACCUCUGUAAGACUACAGGUGUGCUCCACCAUGUCUACUACCUCUUCAAGUCACCUGCAGAGGGCCUCACUAGCACCCUGUCCCUUUAACCUUUUCAUACUAUUCUAUGGCUUGCCAGGGAAGAACCUGAAAUUGUCCCACUCACAUCUGGUUUAAGCAAGGAAUUGGAUUACCCAAGAAGGAAUUUAGGAGGAUUCACCCACAACCAUAAAUACCUUUGGUGAUAGCUCUUUGAGGCUUACUGUGAGGGACAAUCAGGGAACAUCUUUCACUGCACUGAUUGGUGUGAUCUACUCCCCAGAGGAAGCCAUGGGACUUCGGACCUCACCUACACUGAGUUCUUUAGUUUAAGGCCCAUCUCACCAAAUUAGGCAGGCUGCUGCCCAAGAUUCUCUUACCCUUUAUAGACAGGUGGAUCCCAUCCAUCUAACAUGUUCCAAUCAUUAAAGCACACCCACCCUAAUACGUUACAAUCAUUAAAGCACACACCAUUGUCACAAAAGCCAAAACUUCCAUGGCACUGGCCUCAAAACCAGAUCUCAUGUGCACUAUGUGUCUGCUUCUGUAAUUUCUUGCUUUUGAACCCAGAAUUGCAGAGGACUUGGUGCAUGGUUUGAGUUUUUAAAUUUUUUAACAGUUGUACUAUAAAUUUGGUCUACGAUUGAUACCCUAAAGCCCUAUAACCAGCUUCAGGAAGAGGCCCAAGGCUUGCAUAUUGCUUUCCAGGCCACCAAAAUCUGGAGUUAGAUAAACAUAUCUUUAUCUGUACAUUUAUCUUUCAGAGCCUUUUCAAUUUAAGCAAACUUCUGGG